AUGGCGCCUGCUCCGAUUGACCCCCGAAUUGUCGAUGUGGCGGAACCCUUGAAGCAAACGCUCCCGCUUCCUCCAGCAACCCAGGAACGCCUCGAGAAAGCAGGGAUUGACCUCUCGGACGGCUAUCCUUAUCGGCCAUCUCGUCCCUUGUAUCUGGACGAUGUCUACAGCAUCCGUGACUAUGAUAGGCCACACGUGGACCCGGGCAGCCGCGCGGAUCCGGAGAAGAAAGCCCUCCUCUCCGCUGCCAAGGAAGUAAUCCACUUGACCAAGCAUAUCGGAACGGAGAUAGUCGGACUGCAAUUGAAGGACCUCACUGACCAGCAGAAAGAUGAGCUGGGCCUGCUGAUCGCAGAGCGCAGUGUCGUCUUCUUCCGAGACCAGGACAUCUCGCCCCAACAGCAAAAGGCCUUGGGCGAAUGGUUUGGUGAAAUUGAGGUCCAUGUUCCUGGCGUUUCAGGUGUCACAGUCAUUUGGCCUGCUCUUCAAGCAACAGAGCGCCCGGCGAACUUCCGCAAUCCCGGAGGUGCCUCCCGCUGGCACACUGAUCUCGUGCACGAGCGGCAGCCCGCCGGAGUGACCCAUCUGCAUAACGACACGGUCCCCAGUAUCGGUGGAGACACCCUGUGGGCCAGUGGCUAUGCGGCGUACGAAAAGCUGUCGCCCGCCUUCCGCAAAAUAAUCGACGGCAGAACAGCCAUCUACCGAUCUGCACACCCUUACCUUGACCGCAAGAACCCGGAGCAAGGUCCUAAGUAUGUCGAACGUGAGCACCCGCUGGUUCGGGUCCACCCUGCGACGGGCUGGAAGGCGCUCUGGGUGAACCGAGCAAUGACCGACCGGAUUGUGGGGCUUGAUAAGGCUGAGAGCGACCUCAUUCUCGGUUACCUCUGUGAUGUGUAUGAGAAGAACAUCGACAUCCAAGUGAGGUUCAAGUGGAGCCCCAGAACGAGUGUUCUUUGGGACAACCGGAUCACUAUCCACAAUGCCAGCUGGGAUUACGAAGGCACUGAGCCCAGACAUGGCACCCGAGUUACGUCCCUAGCGGAGAAGCCCUUUUUUGACCCGAAAGCUCCCACUCGUAGAGAGAGUCUGGGCUUGCUGGACGAGGCCGAGAAGAAGGAACUGGCAAAGGCAAACAAUUAA
This is a messenger RNA of Aspergillus saccharolyticus JOP 1030-1, 1146 nucleotides long. Its product is annotated as TauD/TfdA dioxygenase family protein. The transcript has 3 exons. Gene Ontology annotation, molecular function: 2-oxoglutarate-dependent dioxygenase activity. Bases 1 to 1146 code for a protein of 381 amino acids. The record is from RefSeq and is a predicted model, not a curated record. Gene Ontology annotation, cellular component: cytoplasm. Lineage: Eukaryota; Fungi; Ascomycota; Eurotiomycetes; Eurotiales; Aspergillaceae.